Molecule: messenger RNA, 369 nt
Organism: Phyllotreta striolata
Lineage: Eukaryota; Metazoa; Arthropoda; Insecta; Coleoptera; Chrysomelidae
Source: the annotation of a GenBank genome assembly
AUGGCGGACGAUCAACCGAUCAACGAGAACGGCGAAGACCUGCCCGACAACCAGAAGAACCAAAAGAAAGUGGCCAAAUACGACAGCGGAGCGGCCGAUUUGGAAAAGGUGACCGACUACGCCGAGGAGAAGGAGAUCUACACGCAGGACGUCGCCAACGCGAUCUCCGCCAUCGGCGACAGACGCAACAAGGACGCCUUGGAGAAGCAGGCCAGGGAGAAGGAGCUGCUCAAAGUGUCGAUAAAGAAAGAGGACGUCGAUUUGAUCUCUCUUUAUAUGGUAGAAACAACAACAAUCGAUUACACAUACAAAUAUAGUUGGCAACGUUGCGUUAGAAGGAAGAUUAUCUUCGAUGGAAAAUUCCACUAA